This is a messenger RNA of Salvia splendens (bonfire salvia), 1341 nucleotides long. Its product is annotated as receptor like protein 27-like. The coding region runs from base 1 to 1341 and encodes 446 amino acids. The transcript has 3 exons. The record is from RefSeq and is a predicted model, not a curated record. Gene Ontology annotation, molecular function: protein binding. Lineage: Eukaryota; Viridiplantae; Streptophyta; Magnoliopsida; Lamiales; Lamiaceae.
AUGGCCUAUUUAAGCUUGGGUGAGUCAAUACAAGACGUGAUUAAUAAGUUGAAGAAUGAGAGGGAGCAUAAGAAGAUCAAGCAAAGACUUAGUGUCCAAUCUAGUCUAGAUGGAGUUGGGAUCAGAUGGAAGAAGAUUGCUGCUAGUGGCAAGGCGUGGAAUGCGACGCUGCAGGCCGGCUGUGUUAUCACUUUGCAGCUCGACUACGAGGCUCUUUCAGGUACCAUUGAGGAUCUAUCUAUGAUUUCAAGCUUUAUAUGCCUGAAGAAGCUAAACUUAGCAUACAAUUCACUCAGUGGGAGCAUCCCACCAUCUCUUUUUAGUCUUCCCUCACUGCAGCAACUUAAACUUUCCAACAACAAUUUUAGUGGCCAUAUUGAUGAGUUUCACUCUUCAAGUUUCCCUCACUUGGAAGACCAAUCUAGUUUGCUAUUUUUGGACCUGUCAAACAACAGACUCAGAGACGAAAUUCCCAACUGGAUAUGGGAGAUAGGGAGUGGAGAUUUUUGGCAAUUGAAUCUUUCUUGUAAUCACUUUGUGGAUCUACAGAAGCCUUAUAGAAUUCCUGAUUCUCUUCAAGUUCUGGAUUUGCACUCGAAUCAUCUCGGGGGUGAGUUGCCCUUGCCUAAAGAAAGAGCUCUGUACAUAGAUUACUCAAACAACAAGUUUGACAAGGCCAUUCCAACCAACAUUGGAACCUACCUUUCCAAUCUCAUUUUUUUCUCUGUUUCGAAUAAUAGUUUGAGUGGAACAAUUCCAUCCACCCUCUGCGAAGCUGCGUAUCUUCAAGUUGUUGAUUUGUCUUUUAAUAACUUGAGUGGUAAUAUACAUCCUUGUCUGCUCCAAAACACUGAGAAUCUUGGGGUGUUCAGCCUGAGGAGCAACAACAUCAGCGGUGAUAUUCCAGAUGAAUUCUCUGAAAAUUGUGACCUAGAAACUUUGGAUUUUAAUGGUAACAACUUAGGAGGGAAAAUUCCAAAGUCCAUGGAAUACUGCACUUCAUUAACUGUGUUUAAUGUUGGAGACAACAACAUUGAUGGUGGAUUCCCGUGCAUGCUUCCCUCUAGCUUGCGCGUGCUUGUCUUGCGCUCCAACAAGUUCCAUGGAGAGAUCACAUGCACCAAACAUUGGCCUGAUCUUCAAAUUAUGGACAUAUCAUCCAACUACUUCAGUGGCUCUCUCAACCAAGUGGGAUUCUCGAGCUGGAGCCGAAUGGUGCUAGGCAGCGAUAGGCAGUCAAGGCGAGAGCAACUCCACUUUGACUUUCUAAAUUUGAAAAACUUCUACUACCAAGACGAGGUGACACUAACGAUCAAAGGCUCGAAGCUGAAGCUUCCCUAG